AUGAUUUGGAAGUUUCUUCCAAAUAAAAGAGAUGAAAUCCGUCGGGCUUAUAUUAAAGUUGGGCCAAAUCAACCAAUUCUUGAUAAUUAUCCAUUUUCUGGUGAUAAAAGUCAUCAUCGCUUUCAAGCUUCAUGGUUUAAAUUGUUCCCAUCUUGGUUAGAAUAUUCUAUAGAAGAUGAUGCUAUAUAUUAUUUUCCGUACUUUCUUUUUGCUAAGGAACUUUCAAUCAAUACGGGUUCAAAUGCUUUUAUUGAGAAUGGUUUCAGAAAUUGGAAGAAAGUAAAUAGUGGAAAAGAAUGUGCUUUUUUGAAUCACAUUGGCAAAUGUCCCAACUCAUUCCAUCAUAAGGUGCUGAAAUCAUGUGAUGAUUUGAUGAAACAAUCACAACAUAUUGACAGACUUCUUCAUAAGCAAACAUUAGAAGAGAUUGAAAAGAAUCGAAUUCGACUAGGAGCAUCUAUAGAUUGCAUUAGAUGGUUAACAUUUCAAGGUUGUGCAUACAGAGGGCAUGAUGAAAGCCAAAGUUCAAGCAACAGAGGUAACUUUUUGGAAAUGUUGAAAUUUUUGGGAUCUUACAAUGAAAGAGUGAAAAAGAAUAUUUUGAAAAAUGCUCCAAAAAAUGCUAAGUAUACUUCAAAUGAUGUCCAAAAAGAAAUUCUACAUAUUCUUGCUACUAAGGUGAGAAAUUCAAUUAGAGAAGAGAUUGGAGAUGCCAAAUUUUGUAUUAUUGUUGAUGAAGCUAGAGAUGAAUCUAAAAAGGAGCAAAUGGCCAUUGUUUUGAGAUUUGUUACUCUAGAUGGUUUUGUUAAAGAGAGAUUCUUUAAUCUUGUACAUGUCACUGAUACUUGUGCAACAACUUUAAAGAAAGAAUUGAUUUCUGUCCUUUCUCAUUAUAAUCUCCAAGUUGAAAAUAUUAGGGGUCAAGGGUAUGAUGGUGCUAGCAACAUGCGGGGUGAGUGGAAUGGUUUGCAAGCUUUGUUUCUUAAAGAUUCUCCACAAGCAUACUAUGUACAUUAUUUUUCUCUUAGGUUACAAUUAGCAUUGGUGGCAGCUUCAAGAGAGGUACUUCAAAUUCAUGAAUUUUUUACUCAAUUAAACUCUAUUGUCACUAUUGUUAGUGUUUCUUCAAAAAGACAUGAUCAAUUACAAGAAGAUCAAGCAAUUGAAAAUGCAUACUUGGUUGCUCAAUAUGAAUUAGAAAUAGGCAAAGGUGCGAAUCAAAUAAACACUUUACAAAGAGCUGGGGAUACUUGA
Molecule: messenger RNA, 1254 nt
Organism: Arachis stenosperma
Lineage: Eukaryota; Viridiplantae; Streptophyta; Magnoliopsida; Fabales; Fabaceae
Exons: 1
Coding region: 1-1254 (417 amino acids)
Source: RefSeq, a predicted model, not a curated record